Molecule: messenger RNA, 4377 nt
Organism: Linepithema humile (Argentine ant)
Lineage: Eukaryota; Metazoa; Arthropoda; Insecta; Hymenoptera; Formicidae
Gene: Reps
Product: RALBP1 associated Eps domain containing
Biological process (GO): clathrin-dependent synaptic vesicle endocytosis; endosomal transport
Cellular component (GO): presynaptic membrane; plasma membrane; intracellular vesicle
Molecular function (GO): protein binding; molecular adaptor activity; calcium ion binding
Source: RefSeq, a predicted model, not a curated record
UCAAACCUCGCCGAACCUCGCGUGCCAGCCAACCAGCUGGAGGCAGCGCUUGUCCGAUAAUCACGCACGGAGGUGUAGCUUGUAAACGGCGUUUCUCGUGGAGCUCCUGUGGGACUUGAAAUUUGUGUCAACGUGCGCAACGAUGUGACCACACGGAUCGCGGCCGCACCGUGAAGCAGACCGUGUCGUGAUCGCGAGCAGAGUGCAAGGCGGACGAGAAGAGACGUAACGGAGUAACGCCGGGACGGUCGAAGGCAUUCUCAGACCCGGACGUACGGAUCGUCAAGAUGGAUUGGGAGUCGAUAGCGAGUCUGCAGCUGACCCCGGCCGAGCAGCUCUCCUACAGCGAUAUAUUCAUAUUUAGCUGCGAGAAUGCGGACAGCGUGCCCGUUAUCAAAGUCGCCGAGCUGUUACGCUCGGCCAACGUGCCGCGGGACGUCACGAUGAAGAUAUUGGAUAUUUGCAUGGGAACUAAGAGCAGCACACAUCUACGCAAAAAGCAAUUUUACGCAGUGCUGAAGCUCAUAGCGGUUCAUCAGGCUGGUCUAGAAGUCACCAGAGACGUGGUAACCGCACCUCUGGAUGUUAUUCAAUUGCCGGCGUUUACAUGGCCAGCCUCUGGUGAAGAGGAUGGCAGGAGAAGUCCGGACUUGACUAGAGGGGCAAAGAGCAGACAUCAUGCUCCGGAGAGUACCGAAAGUGAAAGCGAAGCGGAAUCUCCGCGCGAGACUGGUGGAAGCACGGACUCUCCGACUCCGACAAACAGUGUGACUCAAGAGAGAAACGACAGUAUAUUGGGCGGUGAGACCAUCUUGGAUUCUGUUUCGGGAGGCUGGCAAGGUUUGUUAGUUUCCGAAGAGCAGAGACAACUGCUGGGCACGGAAGAGGAGAGCUCGGAACGUCACAGUAGCGACGAGGCCGAAGGGGAAGGCGAUGGUUCGGGUUUUCCACCGGAAGAAGUGUGGAUUAUCAGUGACGAGCAGCGUGACUAUUAUGCCGCGCAGUUCGCACAGCUGCAAUCUGAUCCGGAAGGCCUUUUGUCGGGGCCUGUGGCUAGAACAUUUUUCGAAAAAUCACGACUUCCCGUUUCCGAGUUACGACGUAUUUGGCAGCUAGCAGAUGUCACGAGGGACGGAGCGCUCAGUUUACAAGAAUUUUACGUGGCUAUGCAUCUCGUUGUGUUGAGGAGGAAUCAUGUGCCUCUACCCGACGUCUUACCUCCGUCCUUGUCGAUUCCAUUAGUCAUGCAAACGACAACUGCCGCGCCGCAAAUUCCGCCGGUGACAACCGCUCAAAAAUCGCCGCCGAAUUCGGCGAACGAAAAGAAUAAGGAAUGGACAAAGUUCGUGGAUUCGCCAACUGGAACGAGCAGUUCUGUCACCAGUCCAGGAUUGCAGCUAGUGAAUUUCGAUUUCCAAAAGUCAGCCGUUGAGCGCGACCCGAAGAUUUUGCAUCCGGUGCCGUUGCGCUUAACGCCCGAAGCGGCAAUUCUCGCUUCCGGCGCGAACGGCAGCAGCAGCAGUUGCACAACUUUGGGUGAUGACGAUCUACAACAUUCUGCAGCAUCGUUAGCGCAACGACCACUUGCUAAGAAACCUACUGCAGCUCCUGAAGACGCCGUCAUCGUCACUCCAAAGAAGGAACCGCCACCUCCACCACCGCCCAGACCGUACAGAACACACGCGCGCAGUUCUAGUCUUGAUCUUAAUAAAUUAGGGAAAAAUGGUCAAAGCUUUCUUGGGGCACCGCCGUUAGUACCACCUAGAAUUUCGCCAGGAAUUACUUCACCUCGCAAAUUAGUCGGCCAAAGAAGCGAAGGUGAGGGACAAAGAACAUUAAGCGAAAGUCAAGGUUUUGUCGCUGAUUUCUCUCACUUUUCCCCCAAGAGUGAACUGCCUGAGAAUACGAUACUAUCUAUAGAAAAUACGGUGCCGCAGUCCCAACAAUUUACCGGAGUUUGUGGAGCAUUCCAAAUUUAUAGGAAACCCAGUCCGAAACGAGACGGCGGUGAAGAGGAUAAUAAGGACGAAUCGGAGGAUGGAAAACAAUUGACGUUACAAGAAUUAAGGGAGAAGAAUGCAGAACUACGAUUAGUCUGCGAAGAACUAACACGAGAACUAGCUAGCGCGCUUCAAGAGCGUAUAAAUCUACGCGCAAAACUCUUGCUCUUGACCUGAUGUGAUUAUUAUUCGCUAUCAUUCAUUCGAUCCGAAACUACGAGGUAUUAUUAUGUAUCCUCUACUCAUUGCAAACACAUGUAUUUAAUACAGUAUGCUAGUCUAGAAUUUCUCUUUUCCCAACGAAGUAUUCACUCAUAUUCAUAAUAAAAUCAGUGUAAGCAGAUGGAUGCGGCAGGGGAUAAAAUUUGUGAAAAUAUUACAUAUAGAUAUUUAAGAAUGAAAGCGGAAAGAUGUCUAAUAAGAAAAUUAUAAAUCGUGUACAAAUCUGAUUAUGAUCUCUGUAUUGAUGAUGUAUGAUUUACAAGUAUUUGUAAAUUUAUCAAAUCAACAAGAAAGAAAAAGAGCAAACGAGCCAAUCAAACAAUCGAAUUAAUUUAAUCUUUACAUAUGUAUAUGUAUAUUAUUAAUAACUCGAUCACGGAUGGACAUGUUUGGAAAUAUUUCUUUUCAUAAUUUUCAAGAUAUAUAUUGUAAUUCAACGCAUUUCUAUCUAGCAUUGGUUCGUUUGCUUUCUUUUCUUGCUUACUGAUUUGCAAACUUGCUUUUAUCAAGUUGAUAAGCUAUCGUUCACGUUUAUAUGCAAGAAAAGUGUAAGAGAUUCAUCUAAGCUUACGUGACUGAAUUCCCUUGUGAUUUACUGACUUGUGUUACGCUUUGCAUAAUAACUUCCUUUUUCAUUGUUGUGAAUUUAUACAUAUCCGUCUAAGUGCGCCAUACAAGUGCAUCUGUUUUUAUUAUUCGAUUUCAGCGCCGAUACUUGAAAUUUCGGAUUUUUAUUUUUCUGCGUAGAAAUUAACUGUGUAAAAAUUAUGUAGGAUGUUUCAUAUAUUAAUGAAUCUCUUGAGAGUGUAUGUUCACCAAGAGCGGAAUCAUAAUGUCCGUCAUAAACUUCGAAUUAGCUGUGUAUUGCAAAGGCGAAUGAUAGAUAUUUAUUGUUUACAACAAAAUCGAAUUGUAUUUUCAUAUAAUUAUAUGAAACUUUCAUAAAAAAAAAAGAAUGACGCCAACUGAGAAACAGAAAAACAGAAUUGUUAUGAAGUUAAAUAUUUUACUUCGUGAUAACAAAUGUACCUACAAAAUACCUAUUAAAUGUUGAAGAAAGAUAUACGAAAAAUGUGGAAUCUGCAGGAACAGAAUAUCGGAAAUAAAUUUAUAUAGAUGUGUAUGAUGCUCAGAAUCAAUUCAUGUUGAAUACGUCGAUUUUGGUGUACCGAUUCUUUGAAAUGAUAAUACUAAUUCCCAUUAGUAUAGGUUUGAAAAAAAAUAGAUGCUAUAGUUGGUGCAAAUUACUCAAAGCGUGAGAGGAAUAUAGACUUAUCAAGGCCACAGCAACAAAACCAAAUCAAUAAAAUAAUCUGCUUACUUUCUGAUUAUUUAUAUCGAUAUUUUUAUCGAUGCAGAGGUGACUGCAUGAUUACUUUACAUAUUGAAUAUGUAGCAAAAGUUGCUUGAAUUGAUUUUUUUUACUCUAGAUUUAGUUUUUGUGGUUUAGUUCUAUAUUAGUCUCAACGCUCUAUGAAAAUCGCCAUUUCUAUCCAAUCAAAUAAAUAUAGAUUGAUCCGUGAUUAAUGUAAGACCUUCGUCUCGUGCUCUUAAAUAUUUUUACUUCUUUUUACUAUAAAUAGAGCAAAUGAAUUUGCCAAGUGACCGCUCUUACUAAAAUAAUAACUCUGUGCCAUAUAAUAUGAAAUUUUAAAGUUUAUAUUGCUGUCAUGAACGAUGAUCAGCAGUGUAUCGUCUUGUCAAAUAUCACGGACUUAUUUAGAAGUUAAAGCUUGAAAAUCAACGAGUCAUACACAAAAGAUUUUUUGUAAUUGUAUAGAUAUUGUAUAAAAAUGAUAUAUAAAGUUAAUGCUUAUAUCAGAACAAUAUCUCCAACUUAUUAUUUGCGAUCCUGUAAAAAAAGGUGUAUCAAUGUAGAAUACAGAUUUAUCUGUCAAAUACGAAUAAAAAGAACUGCUUUAGUUUCAUAACAACUUUUAUUGACGUCAUUAUGUGAAUGAAAAAUAAUGUUAAUCAUACAGAAGAAAAUCACAAAUACUUAUGACAUAUCUCUCGAAUAUGAAUGAACAAAUGACGAAGGAUGAAUGUAUGCACAUAACUCUGUAUCAGGACAAGAUGCAAGUAAAAUUCCAUACUUGCGAUAAAAGAUCUGUAAUUGUUGAUUUCGAUGAGUAAAAUUGCGUUUAAUAAUUUA